This is a messenger RNA of Bipolaris victoriae FI3, 1665 nucleotides long. RefSeq lists its product as hypothetical. The transcript is spliced from 3 exons. Bases 1 to 1665 code for a protein of 554 amino acids. The record is from RefSeq and is a predicted model, not a curated record. Gene Ontology annotation, cellular component: fungal-type vacuole membrane. NCBI's taxonomy places the organism in Eukaryota, Fungi, Ascomycota, Dothideomycetes, Pleosporales, Pleosporaceae. Gene Ontology annotation, molecular function: basic amino acid transmembrane transporter activity. Gene Ontology annotation, biological process: transmembrane transport; basic amino acid transport.
AUGGCCAUAUCAAACGGUUCGACGGACCGAGAGCCUCUGCUUCAACGCUCGACAUCUCCCACCCUAUCUGCAAGAUACGCCAAGAAUGACGAGCUAUACAUCUCAACAUCUCGGGGUGCUUUCAUCGUCGCAUCCGUCGGCCUCCUGAUCUUUCUUCAAGCUACAAAUAUCUCUAUCCUUACAACGACACAGUCGUCUAUUGCUGCAGAUCUCGAUGCUUUCGAGAAUGCGAGCUGGUUCACUUCCUCCUAUCUGAUCGCCAUGUCAUCUCUGGCACCUCUCAUGGGAAGACUGUGCCAAGUCUUCAGCCCCCGACUAUGCAUGUUCUGUUCUACAAUGGCGAUCUGUAUCGGAUCCAUCAUCACAUCUACAUCCAUGUCAUUUGAACAUUUCAUCUUGGGCCGUGUCAUUACUGGAGCGGGUGGCGGAGGCAUCUUCAUCGUUGCCAGCAUUAUGGCAAUCCAAAUGACCAGUCCAAGGCGACGGGGUUUAUACAUGGGCCUUGCUAAUACUGCAAUGACGGUCGGAGUUUCCCUUGGUGCGGUCAUUGCAGGUGCACUUGAACCCCGAAUCGGAUGGAAACCACUGUUUGGCAUCCAAGCACCCUUGAGUUUCAUUGCAGGCCUUUGUCUGCUAUUCUCGAUACCAGCAAGCCAUACUUCCAACAACGCCAAAUAUACUGGUCUCUCAAUACGCGAAAAACUUGCUCGUAUUGAUUACUCCGGGGCCGUACUACUGACCACCACCGUUGUCCUCUUCCUCUUGGGGUUAUCUGGGCCAAAGAUACUCCCAACACCCCUAAUUCUGUCAGCAUUCGCUCUUCCCGUAUUUGUGCUUAAUGAAGCCUAUGUUGCCAGCGACCCCGUCAUUCCAGUCUCUGUUCUGCGAUCCCGAGGAACUCUUUUGACCUGCCUUGCAACGACCGGCUUCAUGAUGGCUCGGUGGAGCAUCCUCUUUUACACACCAGUAUAUUCUCUUGCUGUUCGAGGCUGGGCACCUGCGGUGGCCGGGUCGAUUCUUAUCCCAACAAAUGCUGGUUUCGCUUCUGGUGGUCUGCUUGCAGGGGUUUUCCACAUCAAGAGAACAGGAAGCUUCUAUCUUCACACAAUAGUCGCUAUGGCCUUGUUCCCCAUUACCAUGGCUGUCCUUGCAUUCAUAUCAACACCAAGCAGUCCAUGGGCUUUGUAUGUGACUGUGGUUUUCAUUAAUGGCCUUGCCACAGGAGCUGCGACAAAUUAUGCGCUUGUCCAUCUUCUUCACCUCACGCUUCCAGAAGUUCAUCCGAUUGUCAUCUCUCUCCUUGCAACUUUCCGCGGCUUUUCGGGUUCGUUUGGCUCGGCAAUUGGCGGUGGAUACUUUGUUCGUGUGCUGCACAAGUCUUUGAACAAGGGUUUCGCGCGCGCCGGACUCAAGAAUCGCGGUGAGCUGACGAGGAGGCUUCUGGGAAGCCCAGCACUGGUAGGCAAGCUGGACGGCAAAGACAAAGCUGUUGCCGUUGGAGCAUAUACGGAUGCCAUCAAGGCCCUGUUCUUGUGUGCUGUAGGGCUGUCUGUCAUCGUGGUGCUCGUACAGGCUGGCACUGGCUGGAAGGAACCAGAGAAAUCCGAGGAACAAAGAGAGGAUGAAGGAGCUCAAGUCGAAGACAACGUACCUACUGGUGCUUGA